AUGACGAGGGCCGAGGGUACUGAAGGUUUUCCAGCCAUUCUUCGGGAACUCAUGUGGCGUGCUAACUUCUCCAUUGCACUGGAGUACACCGUCUACUCGACUCAAAUAAGCCCUAGUCUUGUAGAAUACUCUGCUAGUGUCUUUCUACACCCACAUCUGAUGGAAGGCCGAGCUGAAAGGUCUCAUACCUUUAUUGGUAUUGGGAGUUCUCCUGAAGCUGCGGUCCAACAUUGCGCCUAUAAUGCUGUUGAAUGCCUUAGACGUAGAUACUCGGAGCUCAACAAUUCCUACACUUUUAGCUAUUUUCCUUACCAAGUUCAUGGGAGUGUUAAUGAAGUCCUAUACCCACAUCCUAUCUAUGAUGAGGUGAUGGAGAGUUGGAGGAUGUCGGAGCUCAUUCAAGCUUACCGGUGUAUGUCCUUCGAGUUAAACAUAGCUCGAAGACAGUUGGAGCAAUUGACAACAGAGUUGGAGGAGUUAGAGGCAUCCAACCCGAUUCCUGCCCGAGUGACCGGAGAGCCAGUAUUCCUCAAUGUAGCGGACAUAGUAGAUGAACCUUGCUUGUUUCCAGCCGAUUGUGGGAGACCUUAUUAG
Messenger RNA from Miscanthus lutarioriparius, 594 nucleotides. NCBI's taxonomy places the organism in Eukaryota, Viridiplantae, Streptophyta, Magnoliopsida, Poales, Poaceae. The record is from the annotation of a GenBank genome assembly.